Molecule: messenger RNA, 1848 nt
Organism: Staurois parvus
Lineage: Eukaryota; Metazoa; Chordata; Amphibia; Anura; Ranidae
Source: the annotation of a GenBank genome assembly
AUGGAUGAAGACGAGAAGGAUAGGGUAAAGAGGGCUUCACGUAACAAAUCAGAAAAAAAGAGACGGGACCAGUUUAAUGUUCUUAUCAAAGAACUUAGCACCAUGCUGCCUGGAAACACCCGCAAGAUGGACAAAACCACCGUACUGGAAAAAGUUAUUGGCUUCCUACAAAAGCACAAUGACGUUACAGCACAGACAGAGAUUAGAGAUAUUCAUCCAAACUGGAAGCCAUCAUUUCUCAGUAAUGAAGAGUUCACUCAGCUGAUGCUGGAGGCUCUUGAUGGCUUCAUUAUUGCACUUACCACAGAUGGAAGUAUCGUCUAUGUUUCUGAUAGUAUCACACCACUGCUUGGGCAUUUGCCAUCUGACAUUAUGGAUCAAAACUUGUUGAAUUUUCUACCAGAACAAGAACAUUCAGAAAUCUAUAAAAUCCUAUCUUCACAUAUGCUUGUGACAGAUUCUGCAUCUCUAAAUUAUUUGAAUUCUGACAGUGACUUGGAAUUCUGCUGUCAUCUUCUUAGAGGCACGUUAAACCCCAAAGACUACCCAACCUAUGAGUAUAUUAAAGUUGUUGGAAAUUUUCGGUCUUGCAGCAAUGUGCCUGUCCCUUCAUGUAAUGGCUAUGAAGGAGCUGUUUCAAGAACAUACAGAUCACAGCUCAACAAGCAGGUUUGCUUCCUUGCUACUGUCCGACUUGCAACACCUCAAUUUUUAAAGGAAAUGUGUAUAGUUGAUGAGUCUUUUGAAGAAUUCACGUCAAGGCACAGUCUUGAAUGGAAGUUCCUAUCACUAGAUCACAGAGCUCCACCAAUCAUUGGAUAUUUACCUUUUGAAGUUCUUGGUACAUCUGGAUAUGACUACUAUCAUGUAGAUGACCUAGAGAUACUAGCAAAGUGCCAUGAACACUUAAUGCAGUUUGGUAAGGGAAAGUCUUGCUGCUAUCGGUUUCUAACUAAAGGUCAACAAUGGAUCUGGCUUCAGACUCAUUACUAUAUCACAUAUCAUCAGUGGAACUCCAAACCAGAGUUUAUUGUAUGUACACACACUGUUGUAAGUUAUGCAGAUGUGCAAGUAGAAAGAAGACAGAAAGUGAGCUUGGAUGACACCUCCUCAGAAGUCAUUGUCACAUCUGCACUAAAGGACAAGGACCUGAGUGUGGACAGUGACCAGCGUUACAGUGUCCUACAAGUUAGUGCCUCACUUCUCAGCCCCAGCUGCACUCCAUCGGAUUCUUCAAGAAGUUCCCACAAAUCUUCUCAGCCUCUAACCUCAGAACGUGCACCUACUCCCACAAAGCUGACUACAGACUCCAGCCCACAGUCACUGCAGAGAGUCUCCAAUAGGCCAACUGAACUGUCAUUGCAGGUAGUGAAUCAACCAAACCUGACACAGGCUUCAGCACCAUCACAGCAGUGUGACCUCCUCCAACAACAGUUUUUACCACAAAAUCAGCUACUCAGCGAUUCACCAUCUAGAACACAGUUUUCUGUACAGAUGUUUCAAACCAUUAGGGAUCAGCUGGAACAACGAAGACAGGAUAUCCAAGCCAACAUAAGAUGGCAACAAACGGAACUACAAAAGAUCUUGGAGACCCUGAAUAUGGUCCAGGAUUCCAAUCCACAGAUGUUUUACCAGCCACAAAUUGUUUCAAUGAGCUUUAGCAAUAUGCAACAAGCAGAGCCUCAACAGCAAAUGGAUAAACAGUCUAACAUGCAACAGCAGCUGAUGUCUAGUUCUUCAGCUCAAGGACAAAUAUCAUCUUCCCAGACUGCAAGCCAGGAUCUAGUAUCAUCAGAACCCAUGCUGCCAGAUACAAAUGUCCUACCCAACAAGGUAAUAAUAUUUUAG